This is a messenger RNA of Anopheles cruzii, 793 nucleotides long. RefSeq lists its product as uncharacterized. The record is from RefSeq and is a predicted model, not a curated record. NCBI's taxonomy places the organism in Eukaryota, Metazoa, Arthropoda, Insecta, Diptera, Culicidae. The transcript has a single exon. Bases 220 to 636 code for a protein of 138 amino acids.
GGCUGCAGGAGGUUUCGCUAUCUCGCGCGCGUGCCCGUGCGCUCUCAAAGUCCGCCAGUCCGGUUAGUCGGUCGACGAGUGUGUUGAUCUGCGGUCGCAUUCGCCGUCUGUAUCGCUGGUUCUACUACAGCUACUACUCAGCUCAGCUCAGCUCAGCGCGAAGUGCGUAACAAGUCACAAGACAAAAAAGGGCGCGUAUACUCCCCCCAGGUUGGAUUGAUGGCCUCGAAGGUAAUCCUGUCGGUCGGUGGACUGCUGGCGCUGGCGCUGCUGCUGCUGGUGGCGGCGGUCGCCACCACCGUGGAGGCGAACGCACUGCCACCCGAGCAACGCUCCCACACGGACCUGGCCGAGCUUGACUCGAGCGAGGAACGGCCCGGGACGAUCGAGCUGGUGAAGGACUUCUUCGGCGAUCUCUCCACCAAGGUGAAGGAAGGCGUCCAGGACGGGGUGGUGAAGGUGAAGGCGGGCGUCAAGCAGGGGGCUUCGAAGGCGAAGGAGUACGCGACGAACGUGCGGGACUACCUGCGUGACACCUUCAGCAGCAGCAGCAGCAGCUCGAAGGAGCAGCAACCCGACCCGACCCAGCUGAACCCAGCGACCCCGAAGGACACGCUCCUCGACGGUUCCCACUGACCGACCGGCCGAUGCUGCGAUCGGGUCUGAUGCUUCGGACCCCGACCAGGAUACGAUACCAGGCUGCUGCUCUGUGUACACACUCUAGAUUGCGUUAAAUAAAGCGUUUGCCAGCGUUUCAUUGUCGUCUUCUCGCACAGUAGGGAAUUUGUAUAGG